Calidris pugnax (ruff) is the source of this 981-nucleotide messenger RNA. RefSeq lists its product as uncharacterized. The record is from RefSeq and is a predicted model, not a curated record. NCBI's taxonomy places the organism in Eukaryota, Metazoa, Chordata, Aves, Charadriiformes, Scolopacidae. Bases 1 to 981 code for a protein of 326 amino acids. The transcript has 2 exons.
AUGCUCGAGGAUCUCCAGGAAAACGGGCAGCCUCGCCCGCUCUCGGGGUACGGGGAAAGGCCGGCCCCGGGGGCACCGGGCAGGAGCGGGGCCCGAGCCCAGCCCAGCGCUGCCCCCCGGCCCCCGCGGGAAAGGGGGUUUCUUUGUUCAGCAGGAGCCGCCGAGCGCUGCCCCAAGUCCCGCGCUGCCCGAAGUGCUGCCAACUGGGGCCAACUUGGGAGAGUCCUCGCCCUCCCUCCUCCCGACGAGGCUCUGGCCGCAGCCCCAGGAGCGAACGGGGGAAAGAGAAGGAGCGGCUCCCAAGAGCUCCCCCAGCUGCACUGCAUCGCCCCAGCCAGCCUGAAGGGAGAAGCAAACGGAGAGCAGACAGACCACGCACCCUCGCUCCGCCUGCAGCUCAGCUCGGCUCUCCUCGCCUCCUCCCCGGCCUGCCAGCUCCUUCUCCCUUCAAAACUUUCCCCGAUGUUGUGUUGCCGGGCUCGGGGUGGGUGCUUCGGCUCCGCUGCUUGCCCGCUCCGCCCGCCUCCCAGACGAUUUGCAGCUGUAGAGAGGUCUGUGUCGCUCUCCCUCGACGGCUGCCGGAGCUCCCGCUGGGAACUACCAGGGGCUGCAGCUGGAAUGGAGCCGGCGAGGAGGGAUGAGAAGCUGGAGAAAGUUGGGUUACUCCUGCCAGACACCGGCUGGAAACCGCUCGGCAGGUUGCCUGCCCCACCGCUUUUUCCCGAAGCACCAAAAUCUCCUGCAAAAGUUGCCGGGAGCGUCACCGCUCCCCAGCCGGCCGGAGGGCGCUCCGCUCCGCCGGUCCUUGACGGGGCGUCCGGCGGGACACCGCACCGCACCGCUCCCCGCCGCCCGGGCUGGCCCGGGGCCGUCUCUCCCCUCCCUGCCUGCCGGCGCUGCCCGGCGCGCCGUGUUUUCUUCCCCUUUGGCUUUCCAGGAUUUUUCCCCUCCCCUCUUCACCGUUUCAUUCCCCUUCUUUAA